AUGACCGCCUCCAAGUCCCCUUCAUCAGGACACAAAGUCAAUGUCCUCUUCGUCUGCCUGGGGAAUAUCUGCCGCUCCACCAUGGCAGAAGGAGUCUUCCGCAACAUGGCAAGCACCCAUCCAUUGAUCAAUGAGAUCGAUUCCGCAGGCACAGGAGCCUACCAUACCCUCGAGCCCCCCGAUUCGCGCACCAUGUCCACCCUCCGCCGCCACGGCAUCACAAACUACGACCACGCGGCGCGGAAGAUCACCAAGGAUGACUUUUUGCACUUUGACUAUCUCCUCGCGAUGGACAAAUACAAUUUGCGGGAUUUGCUGGAUGUGCGCGAAUCGGUUGUUGCUUCGUUGCGGAAGUCCGGAGGUGCCAAGGGUACCCGGGCGUCGAUCGGAGAUGCCGGCGCGAAGAUUGCGGAGGUGAGGUUGUUUGGUGAUUUUGGGCCGGGCGGUGUUCUCCAUGACCGAGUUGGUGGAGGAGAGGUCGUGCAGGAUCCUUAUUACGGCGGUGUUAAUGGAUUCGAGGAGGUUUAUCAGCAGGUUGUGCGGUUUUCUAAGUCCUUUUUAGAGUAUUUGGAGAAGAAGCAGGGCUCUGAAGUUGAGGAGUGA
Aspergillus lentulus is the source of this 603-nucleotide messenger RNA. RefSeq names its product tyrosine protein phosphatase LTP1 (gene ltpA). Gene Ontology annotation, biological process: protein dephosphorylation. NCBI's taxonomy places the organism in Eukaryota, Fungi, Ascomycota, Eurotiomycetes, Eurotiales, Aspergillaceae. The record is from RefSeq and is a predicted model, not a curated record. Gene Ontology annotation, molecular function: protein tyrosine phosphatase activity.